This is a messenger RNA of Ziziphus jujuba (common jujube), 1971 nucleotides long. Its product is annotated as coniferyl alcohol acyltransferase. The transcript has 2 exons. Gene Ontology annotation, molecular function: acyltransferase activity, transferring groups other than amino-acyl groups. NCBI's taxonomy places the organism in Eukaryota, Viridiplantae, Streptophyta, Magnoliopsida, Rosales, Rhamnaceae. The record is from RefSeq and is a predicted model, not a curated record. Bases 206 to 1744 code for a protein of 512 amino acids.
CCACUUUUGCCUAUAAAUUCAACAGCUAGAAAGGAGCUGGUUUCCUCACAACCCCAUCUAAUUCUCUCGAUUGGUUCUCUCUCUUUCUUUGUCUCACUGACUCUCUCUCUCUGUCUCUCUUUUCAUAUAUAUAUAUAUUGAAAAACAUACGUACAUACAUAUUGUCAAAGAGAGAGAUAAAAAUAAUUAAUUAAGAAGUAGAUCGAUGGUUUCAGAAGGAACAGACAUGUUCAAAGUGAUUGUGAGCAAGAAAGAGGUGGUGGCAGCUGUUCUGCCGAUGCAAGAACAUUGGUUGCCACUCUCCAAUCUGGACCUGCUUCUUCCACCAGUGGACGUGGGAUUGUUCUUUUGUUACCAGAAACCAAAUAUUUCAUCUUCAUCUUCAUCUUCACCUGACAACAAACUAAUUUACAGUUGCAGCUUCGAGUCCAUGGUUGGGGUCCUCAAAAAGGCCUUGGCUGAAACUCUUGCUUCCUUCUAUGCCUUUGGUGGCGAGGUGGUCCCGAACUCUGUCGGUGAGCCUGAGCUUCUAUGCAAUAACCGUGGGGUUGAUUUCAUUGAAGCUUUUGCAGAUGUUGAGCUUAAACAUCUCAAUCUCUAUAACCCUGAUCAAACCAUUGAAGGAAAACUCGUUCUCACCAAGAAGCAUGGUGUUCUCGCUGUCCAGGUAACAGAGCUCAAGUGCGGAGGGAUGGUGGUGGGGUGCACGUUUGACCAUCGCAUAGCGGACGCACAUUCAGCGAACAUGUUUAUGGUGUCCUGGGCCCAAACAGCAGCUCACUCCUCCGACUCCGACUCGGACACCAACUCCAAAGCACGCCUUCCAUGUUUCAGGAGGUCAUUGCUCAACCCUCGCCGUCCCGCUUCCAUCCACCCUUCCAUCGACCACAUGUACAUCCCGGUCACCGCUUUGCCGCCUCCAAAACAUGCACAUCCUGAAGUAGCAGCUGGUGGAGCUGAGAUUAAUAACCACCAUGACCAUGACCAUCUGAUAAGCCGCAUCUACUACGUUAAAGCCCACCAACUUGACCAUCUUCAAAAAGCUGCCAGCUGCAUUCAUAACCAUAAUCAUGGCCAUGUUAACUGCAGCAACAGCAGUAGCAGCAGGACGAAAUUGGAGUCUUUCAGUGCAUUCCUUUGGAAGAUGGUUGCCACAUGCCACGCCCACGACAACCACGACCAUGCCCAGAAGCUCUGUAAAAUGGGAAUUGUGGUGGACGGACGAAAGAGAUUAACACAAGGGAAUAAUAAUAAUAAUAAUAAUAAUAAUAACAUGGAAUCCUACUUCGGAAAUGUUCUCUCCAUUCCCUUUGGCAGCAUCAAGGUUGAGGAUCUCAUCCAGAAGCCACUGCAUUGGGUUGCCGCACAAGUCCAUGAAUUCAUACAAGCCGCAGUCACCAAGGAUCACUUCUUGGGCUUGAUCGACUGGGUCGAGGCUCACCGCCCCGUGCCGGGCUUGGCCAGGAUAUACGCCACCGGCAGCCAAGAAGGGCCGGCUUUCGUGGUGUCGUCUGGACAGCGAUUCCCAGUUUCCAAGGUUGAUUUCGGAUGGGGAAGGCCCGCUUUCGGGUCCUAUCACUUUCCAUGGGGAGGAGAUGCCGGAUAUGUGAUGCCCAUGCCCAGCCCCUCAGGGAACGGCGAUUGGGUGGUUUACAUGCACUUGUCCAGCAAGCACAUGGAGUUGAUAGAGAAUCAGGCUCAUCCCGUCUUCACGCCCUUCACUUUUGAUUACCUUAAUAUUUAAUAAUAAUUAAUAUUCACUCCAAUGUGAAAAAUCAAUUAGAUUAAAAUUAAAUUACAACGUUAAUUCAUGUACACAUGAUUUGGAUGUUGACCUAAUUCCGUAAGUCAUAAGUCAUUUGAUUAAGCCGCUGCCUGCCCAAUUGAUCUGUCGUCUUCUCUCCUUUGUAAUCAUUGUUGUUGUUUGUGUGGUUGCUUUUAUUCAACUUUAUAGAAAGUGAUCUUAUACAA